CAGUUGUGAGAAAUCAUGCCUGAGCCCUCUAAGUCGGCUCCUGCCCCUAAGAAGGGCUCCAAAAAAGCCAUCACUAAGGCUCAGAAAAAAGAUGGCAAGAAGCGCAAGCGCAGCCGCAAGGAGAGUUACUCUAUCUACGUGUACAAGGUGCUCAAGCAGGUGCACCCCGACACGGGCAUCUCGUCCAAGGCCAUGGGCAUCAUGAACUCGUUCGUGAACGACAUCUUCGAGCGCAUCGCCGGCGAGGCGUCCCGCCUGGCGCACUACAACAAGCGCUCGACCAUCACGUCGCGGGAGAUCCAGACGGCCGUGCGCCUGCUGCUGCCCGGGGAGCUGGCCAAGCACGCCGUGUCCGAGGGCACCAAGGCCGUCACCAAGUACACCAGCUCCAAGUAA
Molecule: messenger RNA, 396 nt
Organism: Sorex araneus (European shrew)
Lineage: Eukaryota; Metazoa; Chordata; Mammalia; Eulipotyphla; Soricidae
Product: histone H2B type 1-B
Exons: 1
Coding region: 16-396 (126 amino acids)
Cellular component (GO): nucleosome
Molecular function (GO): DNA binding; protein heterodimerization activity; structural constituent of chromatin
Source: RefSeq, a predicted model, not a curated record